Messenger RNA from Sinocyclocheilus grahami, 734 nucleotides. Its product is annotated as dedicator of cytokinesis protein 5-like. Gene Ontology annotation, molecular function: small GTPase binding; guanyl-nucleotide exchange factor activity. NCBI's taxonomy places the organism in Eukaryota, Metazoa, Chordata, Actinopteri, Cypriniformes, Cyprinidae. Gene Ontology annotation, biological process: myoblast fusion; cell migration; small GTPase-mediated signal transduction. The transcript is spliced from 8 exons. The record is from RefSeq and is a predicted model, not a curated record. The annotation marks the transcript as partial. Gene Ontology annotation, cellular component: plasma membrane; cytoplasm.
GGUGGUACCGAGGAUACACACUACGACAGAAAUCACAAAAGGGCAUUUUCCCUGCCAACUAUAUUCAUCUGAAAGAAGCGAAAGUUGAGGGAACCGGGAAACAAGAGACUGUUGUACCUACAGAUUUGCCCUUGGUCCAGGAGCUGGGCACCACAUUACGAGAAUGGACACAAAUAUGGCACAAGUUUUAUGUGAGCAACAAGACCAUGCUGUUCCGGAACGUUCAGCAGAUGGCCUACAGCCUGAUCGAGUACCGCUCGCAGAUUGUGUCCGGUACGCUUCCCAACGACGACCUUGUGGAGCUCAGGAAGAAAGUCACAGCGAAAAUUGAUUAUGGGAACAGGAUUCUGGGUCUUGAUUUAGUGGUGCGCGAUGAAGCAGGAAACACAUUAGACCCCGAACACACCAGCACGGUCAGUCUGUUCAGGGCUCAUGAGUCAGCAUCACACAGUAUUGAUGAGAGGAUACAGGAGGAGAAGAUGCGGCUUCAGAACCUGGAGAAGCGGCGUCAGACCCUCUUCAGCGGCGUGCACACAUACAGUCUUCAAAUAAAUCUCAGAAACUUUGUAUGCAACAUCGGCGAGGACGCUGAACUCUUCAUGUCGUUAUACGAUCCUGACAAAUCUGAAUUUAUUAGUGAAAACUUCCUGGUACGGUGGGACAGCACAGGCAUGCCGAAAGAGAUCGAAAAACUCAACAACCUUCCUGCACUCUUCACGGCUGCAUUUAUUUGA